Molecule: messenger RNA, 522 nt
Organism: Meloidogyne enterolobii
Lineage: Eukaryota; Metazoa; Nematoda; Chromadorea; Rhabditida; Meloidogynidae
Source: the annotation of a GenBank genome assembly
AUGAAUGACUAUUUACUCAAAUCCUUAUUAAUAUCCAAACAACAAAUAUUUAAUAACGAAAUCCCUCCAAAACCCACAGAAAACACAAAAAAUACAAAAAUUAAAUCAGAAGAAGAAUCAGAAUUAACCGUUAAGAAGGGACAUAGUAUUCCUCUCUGGGCUAUUUUCUCAGCUUUAAUUCUGGUUUUAAUGGCUCUAUUUGCUCUGUUAUUAGCCCAUUUAGUUGGAAGACGUGUGGCUUUAGCUCAACAGCAGAAAAAAUUUUCUUCUGCUAGCCGAAUGAGCAUGAGAAGUGCCCGACCAGACGAAUCAUUAUUAAUGAGUGGAGGCGGGGGAGCAUCAGCAACAACAAAAAAUACUCAAAAUAAUGUUUCUGCAGGAGGGGGUAAUUCUGCAAGUGGUGGAGGAUUGCCUUCAUCCCAUUUGAAAAGUCAAAUGAUGUUUAGACAAUUUGGGAGAAAGUGUCAAUCUACGACAAAUUCUGGUGGGGGACAGGCAAAUAUUGUUAGACAAAAAAUUUAA